This is a messenger RNA of Rodentolepis nana, 1410 nucleotides long. The record is from the annotation of a GenBank genome assembly. NCBI's taxonomy places the organism in Eukaryota, Metazoa, Platyhelminthes, Cestoda, Cyclophyllidea, Hymenolepididae.
AUGAGCUUUCCGCGUCUAAGAAGGAUACCUUCAGUUGCUUACAACUCAAUUUCACCGCUAAACCUGAAUGUUCAUAUUGAGGGGGAUAAUGGAGACGCGGCCUACUAUGGAAUUACAGGCACCACUUUACCCAUAUCCGAGAUCUCAAGACUCGUUGACAUAAUACGCCGAGAUGCUACUGAGGAAUUGGAUGGUUUCCCGUUUGAAAUGAUACAAAAUUUGAAAAUUAAUGUGGUCCUAUCACAGUUACCGUGCUCAGAGUAUAUGUCACAGCUGUUCUGGAAAAUUCUUCAUGGAGUAAAUCUACUUCAACUCGCUUGCAUCCUUUCCGCGCACUCCAUCAUGGAUGUCCUUCUAAAUAGCAAGAUCAAACGCAUUCAAACCAAUGAAGACGUUACUUCUGUGCAUAUUUACGCGGCUAUGGGUGACUAUAUUGCACUUCGAAAAUUAACAAUGGCUGAAUUCAACAUCACUCAACAGGACAAGUUUGGCAAAUUACCAAUUGACUAUUGUUGGAAUUAUUCCUUGCAAGAUAUUCGCGACUUUCUAAUUGCACAAUCCAAGGCGCCUUCCGCGGAUUUCGUUGAGGACAACGAUGAAUCCGAUGUGGAAUUCGCAUCCACGGAACAGGAAGCUCAAGAAACUAAUUCUAGCAUGGCAUUAAAAUUUGAAGCCUACCUCUGCACUCAAGUCAACCCCCUCUACUGCUACAAAGGUCACACUUACUGUGAAUGUUGCGAUGACGCUUACGAUCACGAGAGCUUUAGUGGAAAUGCCGUUUUGGAUAAAUUAAUUGCUAGUCGAAAGGACCGUUUCAUCAAACGACCUACCAACACCUUCGGACAGUUUGAAACACCCUGUUCCAGUGUCAUGGCUGAGGCAAGUAGUUUUGUGGCGUGGAUAAUCACCGAUGGUCAGUAUGGUAGCAUAUCCGAAGUAAUGUCUAUGGGAAUGCCUGGUUAUGCAGAAGCUUACGGCUUGAAGCGUCUUCAAGUAAUUGGAAUAGUGCCAUGGAGGCGUCUUCCAUUUCAAGCCAACCUGCGUUCCUCCAACUAUAUGGGUUCAACACAAGUCGAGUUUCCACCGAAAGGUCAUAAAUCCGAACUCCAUACACCGUUGGCUCCUUAUCAUACACGCUACUUAUUCGUAGAUUCGGGAUCCAGAAAUGAUAUACACUGUAUACAAGAAUUCCGAACAAUGUUUGAAGUCUGGCUGACUAAAGUCACCUUCCAAACGGACAACUGCAAUCUCACCCAUAACACACCAGUCUGUGGAAUCCUUGUCACCGGUAGGCCUGAAGACGCUUUGGGGGUUUGUGAAGCCCUGAAGAACAACAUUCCCUUUGUGAUUAUAGCUGUGAGUAUUAGCAUUAAAUAUUGCAAAAAAACAAAACUAUUCACAUUGAAAUGA